AUGGACCAAUCCAAACUGAAGGAACUAGCCGUGCAAUUGUUUGACUUACAGGUUUUCAAGUUCCGUGAAAGUACCGGUACAAACUCACCCUUUUACCUUGACAUUGAUCAAUUCAUGAGUCAUCCACAUAUCAUGAGUACUGUUUCGGAUCUACUAACUGAGUAUAUGAAGCUAACCAUGGUGGACUCGAAAGUUCAUCUGUGUAGUGUAUCGUACACGGCACUUCCUGUAGUGUCACUCGUAUCAGUUAAGACUGGAAAAUCUAUCCUACCCCGUAAGCAAGUCAAAACCUAUGGUACAAAACAGCAGAUUGAGGGAAAAUUCAGUACCGGCGAUAAGUGUCUUAUCUAUGCUAAUGUUGUUUCUUGCGGUACAACUGUACUGCAAACAGCAAAGGCUUUACGAGCGGAAGGACUCGUCGUGACGGAUGCUAUAGCGAUAGUGGAUUCUGAAAUGGGCGGUCUCAAAAACACUGAACAAAACGGUAUUAGGAUGCAUUCUCUUUUCACGCUGUCAUUUAUUCUGAAAACCCUGCACGAAGCACAUCGUAUUGAAGAGCGCACAGUACUGGGCGCGUUGAAAUUCUCCGAGGCUACUCAACUCGAUAGACAACAGAAUAAUGACACCAAAAUAGCAAUACCAGAUGAUAAAAAUUCUGUAGAUACACGCACCGCUCAUAGACCAAUUUUUUUUAUUAUUGGUUUAUGGGUUUCGUUUCAUUUAAUUAUUUUCGUAUGGAGAGCAUACUCUUCUUAUUGUUCGAUUGAUUCAUUAUGA
Messenger RNA from Sabethes cyaneus, 777 nucleotides. RefSeq names its product uridine 5'-monophosphate synthase-like. Bases 1 to 777 code for a protein of 258 amino acids. The transcript is spliced from 3 exons. NCBI's taxonomy places the organism in Eukaryota, Metazoa, Arthropoda, Insecta, Diptera, Culicidae. Gene Ontology annotation, biological process: pyrimidine nucleobase biosynthetic process; UMP biosynthetic process. The record is from RefSeq and is a predicted model, not a curated record. Gene Ontology annotation, molecular function: orotidine-5'-phosphate decarboxylase activity; orotate phosphoribosyltransferase activity.